AUGCUUCACUCUCCAAAAUGUCUGUGCCUCACAUCUGAGCCAGACUUUCAGGCCCAAACUGAGAUACAGGGCCUGGCGGUGGCCCGUGUUCUCAUAGCUGAGGAGGAGGAGGAGGAGGACACUUCCUCCUCUUGCUCUUUCAAUUUCUCCUAUCCCUCCACCUCCUCCUCCCUGCCUUCCUCUCUUGUGACCCCGGUUUCCAAAGAGGAGAAGGAGGUGGAGGAGGAGGAGCCUAAGAAGGAGCCCGCCACAACAUUGAGUCCUCCCCAGAACCCUCAGAGCCCCUGCUUCUUCUCUGUAACAUGGAGCACAUCAGAAGGAGGCUCCAAUAGCCAAGAAGAAGAAGAUACAAGUUUCCCGCAGACCUCAACAGACACCGAAUCUUUGCCCACAGACCCACUAGAUGAGAAGGUAGCUGAUUUAGUGAAUUUCAUGAUCCUUAAGUACCGAUUGCAGGAGCCCGUCACACAGGCAGAAAUGCUGAUGGUUAUCAUGAAAAGGUACAGGAAACAUUUCCCUGUGAUCUUUAAUAAAGCUUCUAAGUGUUUAGAGGUGAUCUCUGGCAUUUAUGUGAAGGAAAUGGACCCCACCAUCCACUCCUAUGUCCCUGUCAACUCACUGGACCUCCUUACCCGUCAUAAGAUGCUUAGUGACAACCAGAACAUGCCUGAAAACAAUCUCCUGAUAAUCAUCCUGGGUGUGAUCUUCAUGGGGGGAACAGUGUCCCUGAGGAAGACAUCUGGGAUUUCCUGA
Leopardus geoffroyi (Geoffroy's cat) is the source of this 753-nucleotide messenger RNA. Its product is annotated as melanoma-associated antigen 10-like. The record is from RefSeq and is a predicted model, not a curated record. Bases 1 to 753 code for a protein of 250 amino acids. The transcript has a single exon. Gene Ontology annotation, cellular component: nucleus. NCBI's taxonomy places the organism in Eukaryota, Metazoa, Chordata, Mammalia, Carnivora, Felidae. Gene Ontology annotation, biological process: negative regulation of transcription by RNA polymerase II.